Messenger RNA from Candidula unifasciata, 2304 nucleotides. The record is from the annotation of a GenBank genome assembly. Lineage: Eukaryota; Metazoa; Mollusca; Gastropoda; Stylommatophora; Geomitridae.
AUGAUUGUUAAUCUAAUUAUUGUACCUGUUUUACUUGGUUUAUUUUCACAUUCGCUUGCCGCAGAAGAUCUCUACGACGUCCUCGGUGUGCCCAGAAGUGCGAGCGGUCAGGAAAUUAAAAAAGCUUACAAAAAUCUUGCUAGGGAAUGGCAUCCAGAUAAGAAUGAUGACCCAUCUGCAACGGACAAAUUUACCAAAAUUAAUGAGGCAUAUGAGACACUGAGUGAUUCUGAGCGACGGUCCAGUUAUGAUAAGUUUGGUUACACAUCAGCCCAGGAACAGAGACCCAGGGGUCCAGGAGGUGGGUUCCACCCUUUUGAUGAAUUUUUCCAAGGAGGGUUUGGUGGUUUUGGACCUUUUGGUUUUGGUGGAAGAGAAGGUGGAGGAAUGGACAAGUUUUUGACAACUCUGCAGCAUUAUGAGACCAAGUUACACCCAGGCACCUCAAAAAACCCUUGUUUUAUCUACGCGUAUACAGACCUGUGUUUCAACUGUAUGCGCAUUGAGCCUGUUCUGUUCAAGUUUAUGACUGAGCUUGAGAAUGUUGGUCUGUGCGUUGUCGCAGUCCAUCUCAGACGCUCCCCUGGCCUGGCCAGUCACUUGAGGCUGUACAACGCCCCAAGCCUCCUGGGUGUGGUGUCAGGUCGAAUCACUUUUUAUAAAAACAGCGGCAUUUCCUUCGACUACCUGAAGGACUUUGUCAAGUCCCUGUUCCCAUCUGACACCUUGGUACAGAUUACUGAUGACUCACUGCAAAGUUUCCUGGACGGUUGGAGGGAUAACAGAGUCAGAGCCAUCUUUUUCAGCUCCAAAUCAGAACCUUCUUUAAGAUUUUUAGCUCCGGCAUUUUUUUAUCGGGAUCGCAUUGCUUGUGGAUUUGUGCACACCGGCGAUCCAAAAGCUGAGAAGCUAGUGAAACAGUACGGUGUCAAUAAGUACCGAGAAACUCUGCUUCUGUGGAAUGAAGUGACAGAUUCGACACCGCUGGCCACCAUUGUUCUUCAGCAGUUGUCGAGGUCAACUAUCGAUGAAGUUUUGUCGAACCACAAAUAUCUGGCAUUACCGAGGUUAUCGUCACAGGCGGUCUUUGAUGAUCUCUGCCCACAGGAGUCAAAGAUUAAAAAAAGAAGGCUGUGUGUUGCUCUGGUUACCAAAAAAACAGAUGAACACAACAUUGCCAGGGAAACAUUCAGAGAGUUUGCUCAGACAUCCACCAUACAGAAUGAGCGGGUCAAGUUUGUAUACAUCUAUGAGGAUGUGCAGCACAAUUUUAUCAGGGCUCUCACCAAGGGCAAUGAAACACGCUCCAAAAUUACAGUAGAGGUGGUCAUUAUCUGGAGACUGGACACACACAAGCUGAACUAUGAGUUCCUGGAACAUGGCUGGAGCCUGGAUCCCCAGGCAGUUCCCCAAUCGCGACGGGAACUCGAGGAACGGCUGACUUCCAUUCUGAAUGGGGACAAUCUGCUACCAUACAAGGCAACUGUGCCAGAAUUUUAUAACGAGCAUAUGUUGGGAUUGCUGACAAGAAUUUUGUUCAAACUCUACGACUGGUACGACAGGAUCUUCAUGUACUGUACAAGCUACGAUGGGAUGACUGUCCUGACAGCACUAGCUGCUCUUGGUUUCAUUGUGGCCGUCACCUUCAGCAUGAACAGACUGGCAGCAGCUGAAGCUGAAGAGAUGAAGAAGAAACGGCUGUCAAGGAAGGCCCAGCAGAGGCCUCCUUCUUGCUCCCCAGACAACCAGACGAUUCAUCUGUAUGAGCUGAGGUGUGAGACAUUCCACAACCUGAUAUCUGAAUCAGACACAGGGUUGACGGUAACACUCCUUGUAGACGAGCAUACCAAGGAUAAACUCAUGCGCAGGUUUGCUGAAAUCAUGCAGCCCUUUUCCAGGUACAGCGGCCUGACCUUUGCCUUUCUACAGCUGGAGUACUACCUGGACUGGUACCGCCACCUGCUGGAACUGAGCAUGGACUUCAAGGUCACCCUGGAGUCCAUCAACAACCGGAACUGUGUGGGCACUGUCCUGGCCAUCAACGGCGACCGCAAAUACUACUACAUCUAUCACCCCAAGCGAGCCAGGAAGUGGAUUCGACAUCAGAGAGGUCGUGAUGUUACAAAAGCUGUUGGAUUUGGAGACUCUGAUACAGACUCUUCAAGUGAAGAAGGAAAGUCUAGAGAGGAAGCUGUUAUCUUUGAAGAUGAGCUCCUCUCUGGAUUGUCAAUAUGGAUGGACCGGGUUUUUGAUGGGACUGUGAAGAAAGUCCGCUUACAAUACUGGCCAGAAAUGAGCAAGUGA